This is a messenger RNA of Anneissia japonica, 1009 nucleotides long. Its product is annotated as succinate dehydrogenase assembly factor 4, mitochondrial-like. Bases 68 to 400 code for a protein of 110 amino acids. The record is from RefSeq and is a predicted model, not a curated record. The transcript is spliced from 2 exons. NCBI's taxonomy places the organism in Eukaryota, Metazoa, Echinodermata, Crinoidea, Comatulida, Comatulidae. Gene Ontology annotation, biological process: mitochondrial respiratory chain complex II assembly. Gene Ontology annotation, cellular component: mitochondrion.
UGCUAAAACUCGAGCGGGUAAAAUUGGGGGCGCUUUCUUAGCUUCGACUUCGGCCAAACAAACAAUCAUGGCAGCCUCCAUGCUUCGUAAUUCAAUAUGCGUAAACACCGAGAGCUUACGAUACUUUUUGGGUCUAAACAAAAGACUUCAUAUCCUCAAUACACCUCACAGAUUGGCCUCUGAGGAUACAAGCAAGUCAAAAUCCACACCGUUGAAGAAGCCAAAUACUCCAGUCGGUAAAUGGGACAAAUCAGAGAAGCAUCCUCAUAUGGAACAGGAACCUUUGGAAGCUUUUCCAAAUGAUGUAAAUCCAGUAACAGGAGAGAAAGGUGGUCCUAGAGGUCCGGAACCAACUCGAUAUGGAGAUUGGGAACGAAAAGGACGAUGCAUUGACUUCUGAAUGGCAUGAUUGUUAUCUUAUCAUUCACUUCUAUUUUCUAUAGUGUCAUCAGAACUUUACUAUCAAUUUAUAAUAUAUAUUCAUUUUUGGCACUGUGUUAGAAUACUUGUUUGCUUGUCAGAUUACACUAGGUAUCUGAUUGAAAAGAUAAAAGAAAAGAAUUAAUUCUGUAAUAGUAUUUUCAUCGCUCAAGAUCAGUUGUAAUGAUGAAUAACAUUUACCCUGUAUUAUGGUGAGUUGGGCAAUACCCUAUGUACAUCUUAUGAAAGGUAUUUUUGAUCCAUUAUUUCACAAGGAGAGAAAUGUGAUGGAGUAAAUUUUAAAACACACACACAAAAAAAAAACAAAAAACAGGAGAGAUUCAACUCAAAUUUGUUGUAGUACAUUGAUUGCGUACAAUGUACAAUAGUUAUCAGCUUUCUCUGUUAUAUGAAAGCCUAAAUUGUGGUUAAGUUUAGGUGGUUGCAUGGCUGAUAUUGUAGAGUAAUAAUUAAAUUCUACAAGCCUGGUUCUCACGAGAGCCCUAGUAUCUGGAUCGGGAGCUAACCAUUAGCGCUAACCAUUAGCACCUGCGUGAGAACGCCCGAUCGGUUAGCGCUAACCGUUAGC